Molecule: messenger RNA, 3056 nt
Organism: Conger conger (European conger)
Lineage: Eukaryota; Metazoa; Chordata; Actinopteri; Anguilliformes; Congridae
Gene: ogfod3
Product: urotensin-2 receptor 2
Exons: 9
Coding region: 277-1209 (310 amino acids)
Cellular component (GO): membrane
Molecular function (GO): L-ascorbic acid binding; oxidoreductase activity, acting on paired donors, with incorporation or reduction of molecular oxygen; iron ion binding
Source: RefSeq, a predicted model, not a curated record
CGCGUUUUUGACUCCAGCCAGGCUCCAGUAGUAGGCUACGUACGUACGUAGUACGUAAUACUGCAUAAUCAGAAAAUGACAGGCCAAUGAAGACGAACGCUGCGGUGUGAGAACGAUUUGUAAGUAUAGAAUGUCGAGGUUCUUAGGGCCUAGUUUACUGGCUUGGAUCAUGGCAUAUGAAUGAAGGAGACUUUGCACACAGUGAAUUAUUUCUGAAAAUCUAGAUAGCAAGCGAGGGAUAAACAUUAAAUAGCGAAUUAUAUCAAAGUCAGAAAAAUGCCCAUACAACGGCGAACGAUUCUGAAAUCUACUGACAGAAAGGGGAUCCAUCUACAACUUCAAAGUGCAACGCCACAGCCCUCUUUUUGGAAGAGACCCCCAGGUUACCUGCUUGUUACAGCUAUUGGGGUGUGUGGUGUAGUGGGCUGGCUGUACUUCAACUUUGACAGUGAAAUAACAGAGACACUUGUGCGGCAAGAUGAGGUGGUCCAGCAGCCAAAGAUAUUCACGGUUCAGUGCUCUGAGGAUUAUGACAAUUACAAACGGUACCCAGGCUGCACCCCUCAGACCUGUGGACGAGCUGUAACCGACGGUGUAGUUACACACGAGGAGGCAUUAGUGCUGCAGAGAUUGGCAGAGAGGGGGCUGUCACUAGCGGGCUCUGAUGGAGGUGCCUCUAUCCUGGACCUGCAUUCUGGGGCUCUGUCAAUGGGGAAACAGUUUGUGAAUAUCUACAGGUAUUUUGGGGAACAGAUCAAAGAUGUAUUUUCUGAGGACGACUUUCAGCUCUACCGGGCUGUGCGUGCGAGGAUUCAGGGGGUGAUAGCAGAGACAUUUGGACUGGAUCCAUCCCGCAUGUACCUUACCAAGCCCACGUUCUUCUCCCGCAUCAACGGCAGCGUGGCCAAGACUACUCACGAUGAAUACUGGCAUCCACACAUAGACAAGGUGACGUAUGGCUCUUUUGACUACACAUCGUUGUUGUACCUGUCUGACUACGGCAGAGACUUUGGUGGGGGACGCUUUGUCUUCAUGGAUGCAGAUGGAAAUCGGACUGUGGAACCACGUGCAGGUCGAGUGUCUUUCUUCUCGUCUGGAUCAGAGAACCUCCACCGUGUUGAAAAAGUUGGAUGGGGCACACGCUUUGCCAUCACUGUUUCCUUUACGUGUGACCAAGCCCAUGCCAUCGCCGACCCGUCCCUGCCAUAGGUGUGCUAUUGGGCGGACUGUCCCCUGCUGGCCGGGAGGACUCCUGGAACACAGGCACAGAGAACGGGGUGGGACACCCGUUAAUGCUGUGGCUAUCAUGCUGACAUCAUCUCGGUUUUCAGUUCAAAAGAAGUGGUCUUUUGAUGAUUCUAUUCAGAUUUUAUUUUUAUUUUCAUGAUCGUUCCCUUUGCUUUUCAAACCAAGGCUUGCCUCAUUUGUGAAUGUGUUGAAACACGGUGAGAUGGGUUUACUUUAUAUUUUAGAGGGAUUUUAUGUCUUGAUGCACUAUGGCCCUACGCCAAUUGUUUUGCUUCUUGUCAUCACAUUUUGAGGCUCACAAGUUCACUAUGAAUGGAAAUGUAUGCAGAAUACAGAUUAUUUCAAAGACAGCCUGUGUGUGUGUGUGUGUGUGUGUGUGUGUGUGUGUGUGUAUGUGUAUGUAUGUAUGUGUGUGUGCACGUGACAGUGUGUGUGUGUGUGUGUGCGUGCGUGCGUGCGUGCGUGCGCGUGUGUAUGUAUAUGUAUGUGCGUGUGUGUGCGCGUGUGUGUGCACGUGACAGUGUGCGCGCACGUAUUUGCAUGCAUGCAGCCUGCUUGAGCACUAAUAGGGUUGAUGUCAAGUCUAAAAAGUGGACUAGUGUGCACUUUAAUGGAUGAUCCUGACUUGAGGAACGUCUGAGAUGGGCACAUCCUCACUUGAGAUGCGCAGUUGCUUAACUCUAAAAUAGAUGGUCAAUACUGAUUUGCACUCAAUGUAAUUCCGUUAGUUUGUCUCUACCUACGCCCACAAAUGACAAUAUGAAUUUGCAGAGACUUCCCAUUCCAUCCCCUUUUCCUUUAUAAAAUCCCAUUAUUCUGUGCUGUGAGGCAUGGACUUGAAUUAUAAACUAGUGGGCAACAUAUAAAAUGGUUAUAUUUCCAUAUCUCAGUUGCCAAAGUCCCCAAAUGAAAAUGUGCCUUGUACUGUAUGAAACAACCAAACCAGACACACACUUGUAUACAUUUCAUGUAUGCCUUCUGAGCCUUGUUCUUAGGCUAUGGGGACAUAACUAAAAUAAGCAGUGUUUGCAGGGAAUAGAAGAAAUAGCCCAACCAGCCAAAUCAGGCUUUUUUACUUUUCAUGCAAAUCCCAUGGUCUGUGUGAUGAUUAUAUUGAUUUUGAGUAAUUCAGAUGAACAAUACUUAUAUUGUAUUACAUGAGACAAAAUUGAAUGACCUGCCAGUAGUCACCAAGAAGUCCAAAUUGUUGUUGUGUUUGUUAAUCAAGCAAAUGAAAUGUAAACAUUUUGAUAACUUUGAGUCUCUGUUUUUAUGUUCAGAAAUCAUAUUAAAAAAGCUUCAUAUUUUAACAGCAUGCACAAAAGAUGUAAAUUUAAAAGAUGUUGACAGAAUUAAGAAAAAAAAGCAUGCUCAAUGAAUGUUUUUUCUUUUUUUCACCAUUCUCUUCAAACUCGUGCGUGAAAAUCCCAGGAGAUCAGCAGUUUCUGAGAUGCUCAAAUCACCCUGUCUGGCACCAACUAUCAUUCCACUGUCAAAGUCACUUGGAUCACAUUUCUUUCCCAUUCUGACAUUUGGUCUGACAAAGAGCUGGGCCUCUUGACCACGUCUUUAUGUUUGUAUGCAUUUAGUUGCUUCCACAUGAUUAGAUGAUCAAAUAUGUGCAUUAACGUGCUGGUGUACAGGUCUACCUAAUAAAGUGGUCACUGACUGUAUAUUGGUAAAAUAAUGUAGCGAUGGGCCUGGCUAACAUUAAGGUUACCUUAAACGUGUCUUACCAUUGUGAACAUGCAUGCCAUCUUCUUUUGUUCGACCCAUGAAAAGGAAUGAAAUUGAGAUAAUUAAGCUAA